Molecule: messenger RNA, 1990 nt
Organism: Myxocyprinus asiaticus (Chinese sucker)
Lineage: Eukaryota; Metazoa; Chordata; Actinopteri; Cypriniformes; Catostomidae
Product: beta-galactosidase-1-like protein 2
Exons: 20
Biological process (GO): carbohydrate metabolic process
Cellular component (GO): vacuole
Molecular function (GO): beta-galactosidase activity
Source: RefSeq, a predicted model, not a curated record
AUGCGUUUAAAGGUUAACCCUUCUUUUAAAUAAAAUAUGGUUGUUUUCCGUGUAAGGAACAAUCAUAGGAGGCGUUAUGCUAUUCUGUUGUUGAGUCUCGCGGGUUUUAUUAUUUACAGACACUUCGGAGCUCAGUCAGGGAAGAUGAGUAUUAAUCGGACCAUGGGGCUGCGAGUGAACUCUUCUCAGUUCACCCUGGGAGGUGAGCAGUUUCGCAUUCUGGGGGGCUCUCUACACUACUUCCGUGUGCCCAGGGCUUACUGGAAGGAUCGGAUGGUGAAGAUGAAAGCCUGUGGUCUCAACACUCUUACUGUUGAUGUGCCAUGGUCUCUUCAUCAGCCUGAGAAAGGAGAAUUCCGUUUUCAAGGAGGCCUUGAUGUAGAAGCUUUCCUUCACUUGGCCGCAGAGGUGGGACUCUGGGUAAUUUUACGGCCAGGACCAUACAUAGGCUCUGAUCUUGACCUCGGAGGAUUGCCCAGCUGGCUUUUGCGGGAUAGAGAGAUGAUGCUAAGGACCACCUAUCCAGAGUUUCUAGCGGCUUUAAACGGAUACUACAACAAGCUCAUUCCGAAAGUAGUGCCUUUUCAGUUUAAGAAAGGUGGACCUAUCAUUGCUGUUCAAGUGGAGAACAAAUAUGGAUCACAUGCAAGAGAUGGCAACUACAUGUCAUUUAUUAAAGAGGCUCUCCAGGAACGGGGCAUCAGCGAACUUCUCUUAACAUCAGACAACCAUGAAGGCCUAAAAUAUGGUGGAAUCAAAGGAGCCUUAAGAGCUCUAAAUCUACAGAAAAUUAAUUAUGAUGACAUCAAAUAUCUGGAAACAGUGCAGCCCAACAGUCCUGUACUGGUGAUGGAACUCUGGACGGGGCGUUGUGAUGGCUGGGGUGGUUUACACCAUAGUUUCCCUGCUGAGGAUCUGGUUGCCGUGGUGAGAGAGAUACUGAGGCGAGGGAUGUCCAUUAAUCUGUAUAUGUUCCAUGGAGGGACAAACUUUGGCUUCAUGAGUGGGGCACUGGCCAACCCCUCUUACAAGGCUCUGGUCACAAGCUAUGAUUAUGAUGCUCCUCUGUCAGAGGCAGGAGAUUACACACCAAAGUUCCACCUUCUCAGAGAUCUCCUCAGCGGUUUUAACCGCGAAUCACUGCCAGAGAUGCCUGGACUCCGCUGGAAAGAAGAAUAUGAGGCAGCAAUUAUGUUUCAACACCUCUCACUAUGGGAUGCCCUACCAUACACACAUGAGCCUUUCAAAACCCAGAUCCCUGUUAAUAUGGAGAAUCUUCCUGUGAAUAACGGUAAUGGCCAGGCUUAUGGAUACACCCUCUAUGAGACCACCAUAACCAGCGGAGGCUCUUUAAAAUCAGGACACAACAUACAAGACAGAGCCCUGGUGUUUGUGAACCAAAGUUUCAUUGGCAUUUUUCACCACAGGAAUUUAGAAUUAGCAGCUCCUGAUGGAAAGGGGAAACGGUCUUUGAGUCUGUUGGUGGAAAACUGCGGCCGCGUACAUUAUGGUAAAGACAUGGACAACCAGCGCAAAGGUAUUGUUGGGGACAUUUUGUUGAAUAAUACACCACUUAGAGACUUCAGCAUCUAUAGCCUGGAUAUGACUUCAGAGUUUAUUGACAGCUUGUACAAUGCACCUUGGAAGUCACUCCCUAGCAAACCAAGUUUCCCAGGCUUUUUCCAGGGAAGGAUAUUUGUGAAUGGUUAUCCUAGUGAUACAUACAUCAAGCUGCCAGGCUGGAGUAAAGGUGUAGUCUUCAUUAAUGGACAGAAUAUUGGACGUUACUGGGACGCUGGACCACAGCAAGCUCUGUUUCUGCCAGGACCGUUCCUCAACAGUGGAAUAAACCAAGUGAUUGUGUUUGAAGAAGCAGAAGCAGAUUUUAAAAUCCAGUUUGAAGACUCUCCUGAUCUGGGAAUGACAGUUGACAUUUAACAAGGAAAAUUCAAAAAAGUUUAUGGACAACAUGAGGCUGAAGACAUGCCUG